Molecule: messenger RNA, 903 nt
Organism: Guillardia theta CCMP2712
Lineage: Eukaryota; Cryptophyceae; Pyrenomonadales; Geminigeraceae
Exons: 2
Coding region: 1-903 (300 amino acids)
Source: RefSeq, a predicted model, not a curated record
AUGGACUUCCGAGAGGGCUGGGUGAAGCGAGUGGGGAUAGGUGAGGGGAGGAGAUGGACUGCAGACGGAAUUUCGGGGGGCUUGCGACAGGAGCGAAUGCCGUCAGGCUGCAUGCUCAACGCGAUGGAGCCGGCAGGAGACUCGAGGAUGUCGUUUCUUCUGGUGCAUGACGUGUCUGAACACAUUGGGAACUUCGCGGUCACUGCCGUCUCCAUCUUCAACCAGUGCGAGAAGGAAGGGUUCUCCUGUGCUGUCUACGGCAUCGACUUGCCCGGGCACGGGAGAAGUGAAACGCGUGGGGAGUUCACGAUGCAGGAGAUGAUCGCCAGCGUCGGUGAAGCGGCUUCGUGGAUCAAAAACACAACGAGAGAUGGAGCCGUUUUCUUGGUGGGCAAGGGGAUAGGAGGAGAGGUCGCGUUCCAAGCAGGAAGCGUGUUCGAGGAGGUGACAGGUUGGUGUCUGCUGGACAUGCUGCUUUUGUACCUCACGCUGGUGGUAGGGAUGGUAGUGAACGGGGUGCUGCUGCCGAGCGAGAUGAAGCAUCGCCCACAGAUUGAGUACGUCAAGGGGAUAGUCGGGGAGAUCCUUCAAGUCUUGUUCGGGGAUGCCAAGGCGAGUUUGCCUCCUCUCUGUCCCAGGCUGAUGGAGCUCGACCCGCAGCUAUCACUCGCCGCCUUCAUCUCCUUCGAGCGGCAGUUCGACAGGAUCGACUGCGGGGCAGCUGGUGCCUGCGCUUGGCACCAUGAUCGGGAGAUGUACGAGGACAACCUGAGAGACCCUUUGAGCCUGUGGGCGGCGACGUUCUCCUCUCUUCGUUCUCUCUUCACAUACAAGCCCGUCAAGUCUUCCUUGGAAAAUGAGACACCGGCAUACCGUCAUGCUCCUCACAUACAACCAGGAUGA